UCCGUUUUCUCCACCGAAAAAACGCAAAACCUUUGUGCUGUGCAAGCAAAUCAAGAGAGAGAGAGAGAAAGAAGAAGAAGAAGUUGAGAAUGGCGGCUACCGUUUCUGCGUGGUCGAAGCCAGGUGCUAGCAACAAUAACGAAACUGCCCUCACCGGAAAACCACUAGCCGACUUCCCAUCUUUGGCCGCGGCGGCCGCCGCAAAACCCAAGAAGAAGAAAGGCCAGACCUUUUCCCUUGCUGAGUUCACUGCCGCCAAAACCGACUACCAAGAUCCCAUCGUGCUCCCCACCGGUCCGCGCCAGCGCACCGCCGAGGAGCUCGACCGCGACCGCAACCGUCUUGGCGGAGGCUUCAGGAACUACGGCGGUGACCGCGCCAACAGAAGCUCCGGUGGUGGUGAUGAUUCCUCCAAUUCGAGGUGGGGUUCCUCUAGGGUUUCUGACGAGCCGAGGCGGAACGGUGGGUUUAGGGAUUCGAAUCGCGAAUUGGCUCCUUCCCGCGCCGACGAGAUUGAUAAUUGGGCCGCCGCGAAGAAAUCAACGGUCGGUAACGGUUUCGAGAGGAGGGAAAGGGAUAGAGAUAGGGAAAGGAGCGGUUUUUUCGAUUCCCAAUCGCGUGCUGAUGAAUCCGAUAGUUGGGUUACGAACAAGAGUUCUGUGCCGUCAGAGAGUCGGAGAUUCGGUUCCAACGGCGGUUCUGGUGGUCUUGGGUUUGAAAGAGAGAGGAAGGUAGGGUUUGGGUCUAGCGGCGGCGCAGAUUCUGAUAAUUGGAACAAGAAAAAGGUUGAAUUUAACGGUGGAAGUGAGAGGAGUGAGGGUGGUGGUGGGAGACCUAGGCUUGUUCUGCAACCUCGUACAUCGCCUGUGAACAAUGAGAGCCAGGAGGGUGCUGGUAAUGGUAAUGGUAAUGUGGUGAAACCAAAGGGUCCGAGCCCAUUCGGCGAGGCGAGACCGAGGGAGGAGGUGCUGGCGGAGAAGGGGCAGGAUUGGAAGAAGAUUGAUGAGCAGCUUGAGAGCAUGAAGAUUAAGGAGGCUGCUGAGAAAAAAGAGAGUUUUGGAAAGAGGGGUUUUGGUUCUGCCAAUGGACGUGGUUCUAGUUUGUCUGAAGCCAGGGCUGAGCGGAGUUGGAGGAAGCCGGAAUCCGAGACCGAGAGGAAGGCAGAAUCUGAGACCGAGAGCAAGCCGGAAUCUGAUGAUGGUCGUCCGAAAAGUGCUGAUUCUGAGAAAAUGGAGGAUGAACAUGUUGAAGAAAACUGAGGAGCUGUCAAUUUUGUCCCUGCUGAGUGAUAACAGUGUUGGAAAGGAAAAAGGAACAUUGGAUAUCAAAUUUUUUUGUUUACCAUUGAAAGUUUUGUUCUGAACUUGUGUUUAUUAUGAGACACUGUACUGAAACUGUUGAAAAAGAUAAUUUUAAUAGGUUUGCUUUAGGUAGUCUUUACUCUCUAGUAUUUAAUUUAUGUCUAUGUUGGUAACCAAAUUUGUCACUGUUACUCUGGUUGUCUCACUAUUUUAUAAUAUGUACAAGUUUUCUA
Molecule: messenger RNA, 1534 nt
Organism: Arachis duranensis
Lineage: Eukaryota; Viridiplantae; Streptophyta; Magnoliopsida; Fabales; Fabaceae
Product: eukaryotic translation initiation factor 4B3
Molecular function (GO): translation initiation factor activity; mRNA binding
Source: RefSeq, a predicted model, not a curated record